UCAGCAAAGAUACUCAAGAAACUCUCUGCAUCGAAUUUGAUCCAUUAGUUUUCAUCUUCAUAUUUAAUUUUCCUACAUGGAGUUGGAAAACAUUGCAGAGUUUCUUGAGGACAGAACCAUAUUAGUCACGGGGGCAGCUGGGUUUUUGGCUAAGAUUUUCAUCGAGAAGAUACUGAGGACUCAACCAAAUGUGAAGAAGCUCUAUCUUCUAUUAAGGGCUAAAGACACAAAAGCAGCCACAAAACGCCUGCAAACUGAGAUCAUGGGGAAAGAAUUGUUUAGAGUUCUUCGAGACAGAUGUGAUUCGAGUUUCAAUCCCUUGAUAUCAUCAAAGGUGACAGCAGUAGCUGGUGAUAUUUCUUCCGAAAACUUGGGAGUGGUUGAUAUGAACUUGAGAGAAGAGAUGUGGAGAGAAACAGAAAUAGUGGUAAAUGUUGCAGCCACUACAGAUUUCUAUGACAGAUAUGAUGUUGCAUUGGGCAUCAACACAUUUGGACCUCUCAAUGUUAUGAGCUUUGCCAAGAAAUGUGAGAAAAUUAAGAUGCUUCUUCAUGUAUCAACCGCCUAUGUGUGUGGAGAAGGAGUGGGACUUAUACAAGAGAAGCCAUUUUACAUGGGUGAGACCCUCAAAAAAGCAUCUAACUUAGACAUUUUUGAAGAGAAGAAAGUGAUGGAGGAAAAGUUAAACCAACUUCAGAAGCAGAACCUUAAAGAUGAAACAGUUUCUUCUGCUAUGAAAGAAUUUGGUCUCAAAAGGGCAAAUAUCUAUGGAUGGCCAAAUACAUAUGUAUUCACGAAGGCAAUGGGAGAGAUGCUUUUAGGGCAUUUUAGAGGUGACCUGUCUCUCGUCAUUAUACGUCCCACCAUGAUAACUAGUACUUACAAAGAGCCUUUCCCAGGUUGGAUUGAAGGUUUGAGAACUAUAGACAGUGUGAUUGCGAGCUAUGGCAAAGGGAAACUGGGAUGUUUUCUUGCCAAUCCUAAGUCAGUCCUUGAUUUGAUACCAGCAGACAUGGUGUCAAAUGCGAUGAUAGUUGCUAUGGUAGCUCAUUCAAAUCAACCCCUUGAUCUGAUCAUUUAUCAAGUUGGCUCCUCACUAAGAAAUCCAGUGACCUUCUCAAACGUUCGCGAGUUUACCACCCGUUACUUCUCUGAAAAUCCAUGGACUAAUCGAAAUGGGGAGACUGUUAAGGUUGGAAAGGUUACAGUACUAAGCACCAUGCCUAAUUACCUCAUGUACAUGACAGUUUGGUUUCUGCUACCAUUGAAGGGUCUACAUUUGGUGAAUACAAUUUGUUGCCAAUAUUAUAGGGAAGUUUAUACUCGUCUUGAUCAGAAAAUCAAACUGGUAAUGAGAUUAGUAGGACUUUACAAACCCUAUGCUUUCUUCAAGGGCAUGUAAGUAUGC
Molecule: messenger RNA, 1408 nt
Organism: Rubroshorea leprosula
Lineage: Eukaryota; Viridiplantae; Streptophyta; Magnoliopsida; Malvales; Dipterocarpaceae
Source: the annotation of a GenBank genome assembly